GACUGGCAGCAGAGUGAACGUUGGUUCGGAUGCAACACAUUGAAUGAAAGUCGGUGAAACGUUAGCAGGCUGUUGCCACCAGCAACUGGGAAUAGCUCCUCGCCGUUAAGUUCUCGUAUCCAUACACUUGGCGAGACUGUGUGAGCAGAGAUCAGCUUACACGUUGGAAAAAGAAAGGUUGGGGACAUUUGUGGAAAGGGAAGGACCGUUCCCGGUGUGUGGCAAUGCAGCGGGUCACGGCGCAGCUCGUCGUCGGCCUGGUUGCAGCGGUGCUGUCGCUGCUGACAGAGCAGUGCUGGGCGGACGGCGGGGGCCUCAGCCUGGCAGAACGGGUUAUCUGGGCUGUCAAUUGCGGUGGUGAAUCGCAUGUAGACGUGCACGGUAUCCACUUCAAAAAGGACCCGUUGGAAGGAAAACUUGGCAAAGCAUCUGAUUAUGGGGUGCGUCUGCCAAUACUGCGCUCCAGUUCAGAUGACCAGAUUCUGUAUCAAACGGAGCGCUACAAUGAGGACACUUUUGGAUAUGAUAUCCCUAUACGUGAGGAAGGAGACUAUAUAUUAGUUAUGAAGUAUGCAGAAGUUUACUUCGCCCAGUCACAGCAAAAGGUGUUUGAUGUCCGUCUAAGCGGCCAUGUGGUGGUGAAGGACCUGGAUAUCUUUGAGCGAGUUGGUCACAGUACCGCUCAUGAUGAGAUAGUGUCCUUUUCUAUUAGACGUGGCAAGCUGAGUGUGCAAGGAGAGGUGUCCACUUUCAACGGCAAGCUCACUGUGGAGUUUGUAAAGGGUUAUUAUGACAACCCCAAAGUCUGCGCUCUCUAUGUAAUGAAGGGGACAUUAGAAGAUGUGCCAAAACUUCAGCCUCACCCUGGCUUGGAGAAGCCCGAGGAAGAGGAGGAAGAAGAGGAGGAUAGUGAGGCCGGCGAGGAAGGUGCGAAGAAAAAGGUCCCAGCAGGUUUCAAAUACAGGGUCCAGUCAGGGCCCCGAACACCAAACCCAUAUGCAGCAGACAACAGCAGCCUAAUGUUUCCCAUCCUUGUGGCGUUUGGGGUGUUCAUCCCCACACUGUUCUGCCUCUGUCGGCUGUGAGCUACAACUAGCGAUGAAGGGGACGUCAAGCAGACGAGACGGAGUGAGACUAUGGAGAGGGAGAGGGGGGAGGGGGGAGGGACACGGUAGUAACAGCAGCACAGGUAAAGGCAUACACACAGAGAGAGCUUGGAGAACAUUUUGACAACGGAGGACAAAAGGAGACAAUAACUUUUCGGGAAGCCACUUUGCGAAGAAGCAAAUGCUGCUGUUGAAUUCUGCCGUUAAGCAAAGAAAAUGAGAUCUAGGAAGUGUAAGCUGUGUGCUUCUUUGUGAAUGUGUUUCGCAUCCACCUCUGCUGACAGUUUUGAACAAUGUUAGUCAUUUCCACUCAGACUGUGCAUAUGCCAGUCUUCAAGGUUUGAAACUACAUUUCAGCAACUAAGGGAUGCUCCGGAGUGAUUGGUCUGGGCCCGUUUUAUAUACUAAAAGCAUUGCGCUCUACUGUUUGUGGCAAGGAAGCCCACUCUGUUUAACACUCCUGCUUCACAUCUGGUCAGACGUGGUCCCUAAAAUUGGAAAUGGUGCUGCCUAGAAAUUGGUUAAAUAGUCAGUGGAAAUACAGUUGACAUUUAAGAGACUCCCAUUAUUCUCAACUUGCCGCGUUUUUAUGUCUUUCGACUCCGAUCUAGUUUGUCAUUUGUUGACGUGCCAUCAUCUUUUUGCCAUAAAUUCUUGAAAGAAGAAAGAACUUGCCGUCGAACCAGUUCUGUAGCUGGCGGGAUUCUUUGCUGUCUAAGUCUGCCUUUUUAUAUAGGUUGUUUUUCCCCCAAAUCUGUUGAUGUCACGCAUGAUAGACUUAUUUGGCAUUGUUCCAUCAAACACUGAUUCAAGGCCAUUAAACGUGUCUUCAACAGUAAUCACAAACUCUUUUGUACUUACUUUUUUUUAAAUUUUUUUUUUUAAACGAUUCAUUUUAAAGUUAAAACAUUACAAAGUGAGAAUGUGGAACAGUUUCUUUCAUUAAGAGACACCUGAGUCAAAGUUUAUGCUGUGAAAUGCUGAAGCUAAAACGAGUCAGCAUCUUUCCAUCACUGUAUUUUCUGAGAGCUUUGCCUUCUCUAUUCAUUUAUUAAGUAUGCAUGCAUGCCUGCCGCUUUGUUUCACCAAAGAAUGUCUUUUUUAAAUUUAGUUAGAAAAAGAAAACUUGGUGUCCUGUUUUAAUUUGACAAACAGCUUGCAAAUACCAUUCUGUGAGGCCUCUGUGGCAAGUGGUUGAAAUUGGCUAUAUGUGGAUAUACAGCACCUCUCACUUAUCCAAAUCGAAACGAUUCAGAAGAAUGGAGCGUUGGGAGCAGUUUAUAUCAGUGGCUAACCGGGGGGACGGUUGUGUUAAAAAAAAAAAAAUUGUUAAUUAGUUUUGGAUUUCAAAAGGUACACUGUGUUGACUCUGAUGGGCCGUGAACUUCAGUCCUCCAUGUUAUUUGAAACCAAGAGGCCAGCAGGCCGCUGGCGCUCCAUACAUCAAAGCAUAAAGAAUCUGUGCCAGUCAAUGAACUUGUUUCAAACAUCCCUAAAGUUGCUGUAUGUGUGGUCCCACACGUUCAUCCACCUGCAGUCAGAAAUGAGAAAGCACAACAUCUGUAUAAGUAGAAAAUCAAAUGUUUACUUUACGUUAUAUACCAACAGUUAUUGCAUUUUCCACAAUCUUCUCUCAGCCUUUUCAAAUCUGUUGUCUUAAAACUUUUUAAUGUGGACUGUAACAUUUUGUUAAUUAUGUGUGAACUUUUCAGUGCAAUUAAGCUACUUGUUCUGGCCCUUGGAAUUGAUUGAGCAGACUUCUUUUUUUCUAAUUUAAUCUAAAAGUCAAGCCUUUUUCACCACCUGGCCCCAUUAUCAGACUCCACUUCUUCUGUGUUUUAGUCUCAGCUUUUGGACAAUGAUAUCUCUUUGCUUUGUGAACCCUCCUCUUUAUGUAUCUAGUUGCAUCCCUUAAGUGCUUAGCUCUUACUUCAAGGGUGGUUUUGUAACUGCCUGCUUCAUUAAUGCUAAUGUCCCCCAACAAGCCCUGCCAGUAGUGCUGUUGCCAUAUGCAGAGCUUGAAAAUGGUUACUAAUUCAGGUGUUGUGGAUCCCGCCUCCUCGAUUCUCCUUUCCACUUUGAUUUGAUGGCGAGCAAGAUGUUAAUGCCAGAAAAUAUUUUGUCAAUUGUUGGUGUUUGAAAUUUCUUUCUCCUUGAUUUUAUUUUGAUGUAAACUCAACUCCUAUUUAAGACAUAUACGCACCUUUUGGGUUUUUUUCUGAAAAGAUGCAAAAUGUUCAUUUAAUUCAGCACCAAAGUCACCGUGUCUACACAGUUGCGUGUGUAUAUAAGGUACUAAGUCACACUUUUAUGGUGUGACAACGUUUUGUUCUCCUCACGUUUGUGCUGUAGGUGAGGUGUAGGGGUUCCUUUUGAUUAUCUCGAGAUGACUUUGUGGCCUUUCUUCUGGGAGGGGAACGGUUGCCGGUACAGAGUAUACCUUUUUUUUUUUUUUUCUCCUUUAAAGGUGCAGGCUGAUGAACUGACUGUCGUAAAGUCAAAUAAAUGAGAUUGUCUGAAAAUAUGGGAUCUUCCAUUCUAUUAUAUAUAUAUAUAUAUAUAAUUUAAAUCAGAGCGGGGCUGAUCUGGAGAUAUUUUAUAAUGCUUUUGGAUUUUUAUGUUUGAAUUUCUUUCCUCAGGAUCUAUUUUGUUUUUGUGUUUUUAAAACUUGAUAUUUUAUUGGUGUGACAUUUUGCACUGCCUCAUGUAUUUUAAAUUCAUGUCAUUUUUGUGUGUUUGUCUUUGUUGCCUUGAAUUAUUGAAUACAUUGUGCUUUACUAUCA
Messenger RNA from Cyclopterus lumpus (lumpfish), 3889 nucleotides. RefSeq names its product malectin (gene mlec). Bases 225 to 1085 code for a protein of 286 amino acids. Gene Ontology annotation, molecular function: carbohydrate binding. The transcript has 6 exons. Gene Ontology annotation, cellular component: membrane. The record is from RefSeq and is a predicted model, not a curated record. NCBI's taxonomy places the organism in Eukaryota, Metazoa, Chordata, Actinopteri, Perciformes, Cyclopteridae.